CUUUGAACUGAACUGAACUGUGUGAUUUCCAUAAAGUUUUAGCUUAAAGUUGAUAAUCGCGAUAUCAGUUUUAUAAUAGGGUGAUUAAUAUUUUCUGUAAGGGAAUCUGACUGAAAUGUUGAAUUAAAAAGAAAUAUUAAAAAGCUAACUUCAUUAACCUUAAAUAUUGUAUUAUGACUCAUCUGCAGUGUGUAUUUUAUUUGAUUCGCAAGAACGAAUAGAUUUCGAUUUCAUUUAUAUGUUAUUUAAACACAAAAAUAUGUCUGACAUAUCUGACGCUUUAUCGAAGCUUUCCGUUGAAAGCAGUACAGAAAUUAAACCAAGAACUGGACUUAUAUUCGAUAAUCGGAUGUCUGAACAUUGCUGUUUAUGGGAUCCGAAUCACCCCGAAAAUCCACAACGUUACUUACAUGCUCUUAAACGCUGUGAAGAAUAUAAUCUAAUUAGUAAGUGUCUGAUUAUAUCUCCUAGAUUUGCUACUGAAGAGGAACUAUUAUUUGGACACAGUAAGGAAUACACAGAUUUGAUAAAAAAUUCAAAGUGUGUUAACAGUAUAGCCGAACUCGAGGAACUGUCAUCUAAGUUUGAUUCUAUUUAUUUCCAUCCUAAAACUUACGAAGCUGCAUUAUUGGCUGCAGGAUGCACCCUUGAAUUGGUCACUGCUGUAUUAAAAGGAAUUGUAGCAAAUGGCUUAGCAAUUGUUAGACCUCCUGGCCAUCAUGCUAUGGUACAAGAAGCAUGUGGAUACUGUUAUUUUAAUAAUGUAGCUAUAGCUGCAAAGUAUGCACUUAGUAAAUUUAAUUUAAAAAAAAUAUUAAUCAUUGAUUGGGAUGUACAUCAUGGCCAAGCAACUCAACAAUAUUUUUAUGAUGAUCCUAGAGUUUUGUAUUUUUCAAUUCACAGAUACCAGCAUGGAGAAUUCUGGCCUCAUUUAAGGGAAUCAAAUUUUGACUUUAUUGGUGGUAAUUUAGCACGAGGAUUUAAUAUUAAUGUACCUUUGAAUGCUACUGAACUUGGUAGUACAGAAUAUCUUGCUAUAUUCAAUAAUAUUUUAUUACCUAUUGCAUACGAGUUUUGUCCAGAAUUAGUUUUAGUGUCUGCUGGUUAUGAUGCUGCAGUUGGUUGUCCUGAAGGAGAGAUGAAAGUGACUCCUCAGACUUAUCCACAUUUUUAUAAUUCCAUAUCUAGUCUUGCAAAUGGUCGUAUCUGUGUUAUUCUUGAAGGUGGCUAUUUUCUGCCAUCUUUGUCUGAAGGUGUUGCUUUAACUCUUAGAGCUCUUAUUGGAAGUCCAUGCCCAAUUAUUUCUCCCUGUUCUAAAAUAAAUAAAAGUGCAGUAGAGACAAUAUUAGAUGUGAUAUCAGUGCAUCGGCCAUUUUGGGAAAGUAUCAGAUUUCAGAAUGCUUAUGAUGUUUACGAUGAUGAUGAUGAUGUUGUAAAACAUGUUGUUUGCCCUAAAUAUGCUGGCAAUCCUCUUAAAGGAUUAACUGUAUUUCCAACUCGGGACUGUUAUCCAGUGAGAGAUCCUCAUAUUGUUAAAAUUUUAGAAUCGGAGGUUGAGCAUCUGAUCCGAAAUACUGAUUUAUCUGUGCCAGUUCAUCGUACGUGCUUAAUAUUUGAUCCAAAGAUGACACAACAUGUAAAUAAAAGAGAAAAGAAUCAUCCUGAGAAAGCUGAACGUGUGAUUAAAAUUUAUAACAAAUUGCUGAGUCAUGGUCUUAUUAAUAAGUGUUUGCUUUUAGAGCCCCGUGAUGGUAAUGAAGCAGAAUUAGCUUUGGUUCAUGAUCCUACAUACAUCAACAGCAUAAAAUCAACAUCUACAAUGUCAUAUCGAGAUAUUGCAAAGUUAGAAAAUGAAUAUGAUUCUGUUUAUAUCUGUCAAGAAACCUAUGAUGCAGCAGUUGCUGCAUGUGGUAAUUUGUUGCAAACUGUUGAUGCUGUAGCAAAGAGAAUAUGUCAAAAUGGAUUUGCAUUAAUCCGUCCACCAGGGCAUCAUGCUGAUGCUCAGAAUGCAAGCGGGUUCUGUAUAUUCAACUCUGUUGCCAUUGCAGCUAAAUAUCUUUUAACCCAAUACAAUAUGCAGAGAAUCCUAAUUGUAGAUUGGGAUAUCCAUCAUGGGAAUGGAACUCAGCGAAUUUUUUAUGAUAAUAAAAAUGUCUUGUAUAUAUCUCUGCAUUUAUAUGAUGGAGAUUUUUUUCCUGCUUCACCAGAAGCUGAUUUUGCUGCUGUUGGCAGUGGUGAAGGGGAAGGAUAUAACAUUAAUAUACCAUUCAGUUGUGUUACAGGUAAUGGUGAUUAUUUAUCAGCUUUUUUUCAUGUAAUACUGCCUAUUGCCUAUGAAUUUUGUCCUGAUUUUGUGCUUGUAUCUGCUGGGUUUGAUGCAGUUCAGGAUGAUCCUCUUGGGGGUUGUUAUGUUACACCACCUUGCUUUGGUGUUAUGACAAAACUUUUGAGCAGUUUAAGUGGUGGUAAAAUUGUUUUAGCUUUGGAAGGAGGUUAUAAUGUAGAAAACACUUCAGAAGCAGUUUUCCAUUGUGUCAGUUCAUUACUUGGAGAAAUUCCCAUGUCCUUGCCACCUGCAAAACCAACACUGAAUGCUAUUAGAACAAUACAAAAUGUUAUAAAAGUUCACAAGAAAUACUGGAAAUGUUUAGAAUUUGAUGUGGAAGUACCUGAUGUAAUAAGCCCAAAUAUUUUAUGUGAUAUUCCAAGUGAAGUAUUGGGUAACAAACCUUUACGAACGAGUGAUCCUGUUGCUAUACCUAGACGAGAAGAUGAACUGGAAUGCGCUGAAAUAUUAGAUUGUGAAGGAGCUGAAGGUAUAUCUAAUGAAAUGACAUACUAUUGUGUCACACCUUUGGAAUAUUGUCCUCAUUUAGAAUUUCUCCAGCCAAUUCCAACCGAGGGCUUAAAUCCCUUUGCUAUUUGUCAAGCAUGUAAUGAUCCAAAUGAAAACUGGGUUUGUCUCCAUUGUUAUCAAGUAUACUGUGGAAGGUUUAUCAAUCAACAUAUGCUUCAACAUGGUAUGGAUAUGCAGCAUUAUCUCACUCUUAGUUAUUCAGAUAUAUCUGUUUGGUGCUAUGGAUGUGAUGCUUAUAUUCAUAAUGACACACUAAUGCCUAUUAAGGAAUAUGUAUGUAAUAAGAAAUUUAAUUAAUACUGUGUGUAAUAAAAAUAUGUGUUUGUUACAGUGUUGCUGAUUUCAAAAUAUGUACUUUAUUAGCUCAUAUCAUAUCACUAGCUGAGUUGUAUCAAAACCUUUAAGAAAAGUGAAAGUUUAAUUAAAUUCUAAUGUUGCAUUUGUUUUGUAUUGCUAACUUUAUGUCUGUCCUAAGCACUUAUUUUAUAAAACAUAAAUAGCUAACAUUUUUAAUGUAGUCGAGUAUUAUAUUUAUCCAUAAUAACAUUGCAGUAUUUAAACAAGAAUGAGAUGAAAUAAAUAAAUGUAUAUUGUAAAGAUUAUAUAUUUUUUAAAAAUUGUCUUUCAUGAGAGGUAAGAAAUAAAAUUUAAUUUAUAAUAAAAUCUGAUACUUUUCUGUUAUCUACCUGCCACACAAUUUCAUGUUAUUUUUGUGAUAAUAUGUGUGUGUUUAAUUCUUGUUUACAUAUAAUCUCCAGAUGUUUUUACAGAUGAUUGCUGCAUGUGUUGUGCUUCUCUUUCACAGGUGCCAGAAACCGUGGCAAAUGCAUAACAGAAAAGUACAAAAAAAUUGUAUCUUCACUUCUACACUGUCCUCUAAAUUUCUUUUAAUGUGAUUGUUUGAGAUGUCUAAUGUUUGACAUAUAUUGAAUUUUUAUCUUUUCUGCAUUUGGGGAUAAAUAUAAUGUAAUACGUAAAAUUAAUUUAUCUAUAUUUUUAAAGUCAGAGCAUGAGCAUAAAAAGAAUUUGUGUUUUUGUAUUUUGUAAGUGAUAUACUGAGUGAUAAUUUUUCAUCUGAAGCAUGAAUUGUGGUGUAAAGAUGCAUGUAAAAUUAUGAAUUCUUUUUUAACAUAUAAAAUAGGCCUUCUUGUGCCUUGUAGUAUAUUUAUUCAUUAGUUCCUUUUAGUAUAUUCAUUGUAUAAUGAAGUGUGGUUACUGAGUGCAAAAAAUAGUACAUUUUAAUAUGGAUCUUUAGUGUGAUCAUAAAUUUAGCAAAAUUUGAGUAAAAUGUUUUUGAUGAGAUCUUAUUCUUUAUAUUAUAUGUGAGAAAACUAUAUAUUUUUAUUGUAUGUAAUUUUUUCAAAGGCUAUUAAAAUGUCAAACUAAACCCUU
Messenger RNA from Stegodyphus dumicola, 4249 nucleotides. It is a transcript of the gene HDAC6, whose product is annotated as histone deacetylase 6. Gene Ontology annotation, cellular component: histone deacetylase complex. Gene Ontology annotation, molecular function: zinc ion binding; histone deacetylase activity. The record is from RefSeq and is a predicted model, not a curated record. Gene Ontology annotation, biological process: epigenetic regulation of gene expression. Lineage: Eukaryota; Metazoa; Arthropoda; Arachnida; Araneae; Eresidae.